AUGAUGGCAAAUACAACCUUUACUCAAAAGUUUACUUGCUUAACCGUAGGGACAUUCUGUAGAUGUCAAGCUUCAAAGGUUGAUCAUCCUAUUCAUCGCCUUCGAUUCAACUCCAAAAUCAAACAUAAUGGCUUCUCUGUUCUAGAACAGAACCUUGCCUUGAGAUUUCAAAAUGACCCCACAAGAAAAACGAACAUGGCUGUUCAUGCCAGCACAACACCAGGAGCCCCAUUUCCUGUUGAUCCUUCCCCUGGUCAUUGGAAAGUUUGGAUCCUGGGAACAAUAUUCACAAUACUCGUAUCCUUUACGAGGGGCAAAUGGGGUCCUUUGCUACUACUGAAAGAGAAAGUUGAAACAACAAUAGAAGAAGCAGAUCGAAUAAUGGACAUUGUAGAAGAAGUGGCUGAGGGGGUGGAGAAGGUGACAGAAGAGGUUGUUAAGCAUCUUCCCGAGGGAAAACUUCGUGAUACAGCUGAAUUUGUUGAAGAAGUAGCUAAAGAUAUAGACAAGCAUGCCCAAAAUGCAGAAGAUGCAUUAGAAAAGAUUGAGAACAUGGAAAAGGAGUUUGAGUCCUUCGUUGAAUCAACCACUCAUCAGAAAAAUACUAUCAUGCCCAAUACAGAUGCAAAAGAUCAGAAGUAGAGAAAAACACGAUUCCAGA
Molecule: messenger RNA, 661 nt
Organism: Abrus precatorius (Indian licorice)
Lineage: Eukaryota; Viridiplantae; Streptophyta; Magnoliopsida; Fabales; Fabaceae
Exons: 5
Coding region: 1-642 (213 amino acids)
Source: RefSeq, a predicted model, not a curated record